UGAGCAGCGGUGUGGCGUUUUAAUUUUUGUCUGCUUACGUUACAUUGUUUCCACAUUUAAUGAUAUUGUUGAUACGUAUAAUUAUUACGUGAGGAUUUAUCGAAGUGCAUAUUUAUUAAUUUUUGUACAAUGCCGAAGCGUGGUGGUGGAAAACCUAGAAAUGUGAGAAGUGGUCCUGACCAUUAUGAACAUGAUGAUCGCUCGCACAGUAAUCUCACGCGCCGCGUCAGUUUCAAGCCAGGAGCGUUUAAAGGGAAAGGAAAAUUCCGAGGUUUUAAUGACCCUAAACUAUUACUCGAUGACGAUAUUGACAUGGGGGCCAAUUCCGGGGGUCCCGGACACAUGAACAACCGUAAGGGCGGGUUUAGGGGCCGUGGAGGCCGACUGACGCCAACACCACGCCGUCCCGGUGGCCCUAGAAGAUUCAUACCAGGUCCGCUUCCCUGGUACCAAAUUGUCAUUCCAUAUGGAGGCAAGCAUCCUAAAGAGGUUAUAUUAAAAGCUUUGCUAGGCUUCAUAUCACCAGAAGUGUUCAUACCCCACUAUUACAAAAUCAAUGGCAAUGCUGCUGUUUUUUAUGUGGAUGAUGUGAAAGUUGCAGAGAAACUAUUUCAUACAGACAGGAAGAUUGUAAUGUCUGAUGGCUUUAAGCUGGUUGUCAUGGUCCGGAAUACUGCUCCAAAUGUACAAAUUGAUGCAGAGAUGAAGGAAAAGAUGAAGCUUGUUAUGGCAAAGAGAUAUAAUGCUGCUACUAAAGCAUUAGACUUGACUAAGUUCCAUGCUGAUCCAGACCUAGCAGACAUAUUUUGUGCACUGUUCCGUCCACAAAUAAUGCUGGCAGCCAUAGACAUCAUGGCCGAGAACAUUCCGGACCUGGAAGCUCUGAAUCUUAAUGACAACAAAAUGCAUGGAAUUGAACACUUGAAAAUCCUAGCAAACAAAUUGAAGAGUCUGAAGAUUUUGUAUUUGGGAGACAACAAGAUACCUUACAUCGGAUCACUUGAUUGCCUGAAGUCACUGCCGCUUGUGGAGCUGUACCUCAAAGGAAACCCACUGGUCACCAGGUGUAAUGACCAUGACAUAUAUGUCAGCGAUGUGCGGAAGAAGUUCCCCAAACUCGUCAGAUUGGACGGCGUGGACCUCCCUCCAGUGAUCGGCUUCGACGUCGCCGAAGACUCCGCGUUACCACCUCGAAAACAAUCCUUCCUCGUUGACGAGGCGGGCAAGGAUCUCGUCCGCGAUUUCCUGACACAAUACUUCGCCAUAUACGACUCUGACUCGCGGCAGCCGCUGUUGGACGCGUACCACGAACACGCGUCUAUGUCGAUGGCUGCGAGUUACCUGACCUAUGAUGGGAGGAGUAAUUCCGCGGGGACUAAACUAACCAGCUUCAUAACAAACAGCCGCAACAUAAUCCGCAUCCAAGACAGAGACUCGCGCCGCCGCUACCUGCGCACGGGCAAGCUGCAGGUGGUGUCGUUCCUCUCCGAAAUGCCUAAGACCCAGCACGACCUGCUGGGCUUCGCUGUGGACUUACCCGUCUUCACUCCGACCAUGAUCGUCUUAGUAAUGAACGGCGUGUUCAAGGAGACCAGCGUAGCGGGCACCCCCACCCGUUCCUUCCACCGUACCUUCGUCAUCGUGCCCAACUCCAACGGCGGGUUCUGCGUCAUGAAUGACAUGCUGUUCAUCACCAACACGACCAAAGAUCAGGAAGAUCAAGCUUUCUCAUCCGGCACGCCCGUACCGCCGGCCCCGGCGCCGGCGCAGCCGGUCCCGGCCGCCCCAGCACCGGGCGACGACCGAGCCGCGCUGCUCAAUAUGCUGAGCCAGCAGACCGGCAUGAACCAACACUGGACCAUGAAUUGCCUACAAGAAACCGGCUGGGACUACCAAAGAGCCCUGCUGAUCUUCAACCAGUUACACGCCGAAGGCAAGAUACCGCCUGAAGCCUUCGUCAAGUGAAGUUCCGGAACCCACGUGGAGGCUGUGCCUACUGUACAUAUAGUUUAAGGAGAUUCAUAUUUUUGUUAGACGAAUUUAGAUAUUGUUAAUUAAGAUUACGAAUUUGAGAGUAUUUGUGACUAGUUGUGUUUGAGUUUAGGUAUUUGAAGGACUAUAACUGGACAUACAAAACUAGAUAAAAUCAGAACAUUUAGUACAGUGAUGUGCCGUAGUUAUAGCUCUUCGAAUGAAAAUUUAGGCCUGUGCACACAGGAUACGUAGACGUGCACGGCUCAAACAUUUUAGCGCACGUGCAUGUCUAGGUGUGCGUGUGUGUGGGUGUGCUCUAGCCUUUUUAACUAUGAAUUUGGUGAGAAACUGGUUAUGUCAUUGUCUUCAUAAAGGAUGGCAUUUCACUUGGCUUUUUUUAAGUUUUCUCUGACAUAAAUGCAAAAUAAUUUGCGAAUAGAUGACCCAAAUGAAGUACGAUCCUUAGAUUUAUGGAAUAUAAAACUAAAACUAACUACAAUUAAAAUCAUUGUACUUAGAUUUAUGAAAAUUAAUGUUUUGUGAUUUCUGGCAUUAACGGCACUUUGUUAAGAUUAUUUUAAACAUAUUUUAUGAUGGUACUUCUAAUCAGUUCUAUUGAACAUGAUCAUAUGAUAAUAAUUACAAUAAACAUAUUUUGUAUUUCCAUAUUUCUAAUUAGAAGUACCCGUUUAAAAUUGCAUAUAAAAGAUGACCAUAAUUCUGACAACGUUUGUCGCGGUUUAAAAUUAUAAUUAAAAGUUAAUAAUUGAAAAGAUGAAAGAAACAGCGCCAAUCGCAUUAAAAAAAAAAAGAAAAAAAUGGCUCAUUGCAAACUGACUAAUAAGGCAUUUGUCUUGCAAUUAAUUCAGUUAAUCAUUUUAUUUUUUGUUUGAUACAGAUGUUGUUUAGUGUAUUAAUUCGUACAUUGUUGUAUGAAAUAAUAAGUUCUUAGUUUUUUGUAAUGGUUAAAGAAAUGUCCUAAUAUCUUUGUAAAAGCACAUCGUUUAUAUGUCAUAGUAAGACUGAUUUUAAAUCAUAUGUUAAUAAAUUAAUAUGUUACAAGACGCAAUCAAUUUGCAAGGAAAUAUAAUAAUCUUUAGUUCCUUCUUCAAAUUAGGAUUUUUGUUAUAUUAGGUAGCUAAUCAACUUUUGAGAUCGUAUGUUACAAAUGUUACCAUGAAUCUGAUCGAAAUUCGUAUUAUUUAUUUUAGAAAAAAUGUCUUACGGUUUGAAAAUUCAGAAGUUCGAACUUAAAUCUAAUGUUUACUAUUUUUGUUGUAUGUGCAUUACUAAAUGUAAUAAUUUAAUAUUCAAACUGCCAAGUGGUUUAGAUCUAACACAUGUUUGUCAUUCUCUGAAGUUAAUUCUGUGUAUGUAAAAUAAUAUGUGAAAACAAUAAAAAAUACUUUCUGCCAUAGAGUGGUAGAAUAAACUUGCAUAGUAAAACUAACAUUUAGUGCCUUUACAAGUAUAUUAUUGUAUAACUUUCUUUCAAAACAUUGUGUUUAUCAAAAUAUGACUGAGUCUACGUUACUGUAGCGCUGUAAGAAGCAUGAUCGAAAUUUUAUUUCUAGUUGUCUUUAGUUAAAAGAAGUUAUCCUAAAAGAUUACUAAUAAAAAAAAACUUGAUAACAUUGUACAUAAAUAGGGUUAUCACAUUGGGAUUUAAGGAGCCACAGGACUGACAUUUGGCGCGUGUCUUACAGCUGUCUUGGUGUCCAACAAUGCUUGGUCGAUGGAACCCCGGAUCAGGGGUCCGUACAGGGUUGGAGACCCUGCCCAUGCCAAAGCGACGGAACCCCUCCACGUGGGCUAGUCGCUCGUUCAAUGCUUGGGAAUAUCGCCAUGAAUUUGAACUGACACCAUUGUUGCAUUGCUGUAUUUUUAUAGACAUUUGCUGAUUCUAUGAAAUUUCUUGGUCUAUGGUUCCUUUGGUUGUGGGACAGAGAGGAGACACGUGGGUAACCUAGAGACCGUGUGAGAUCUUGUAGAAUAGUAAUCGCCUUUUCUGCUUGCUGUGGCUUCCUUCGGGCGGGGCUUAGGAGUGAUGCUGAGUUUAUCUCAAUUGUAUAUAAUGAUGAUGGAUUAAAUCUAAUUUAUAAGCACAUAA
Messenger RNA from Cydia splendana, 4084 nucleotides. RefSeq names its product nuclear RNA export factor 1 (gene sbr). Lineage: Eukaryota; Metazoa; Arthropoda; Insecta; Lepidoptera; Tortricidae. Gene Ontology annotation, biological process: poly(A)+ mRNA export from nucleus. The record is from RefSeq and is a predicted model, not a curated record. Bases 130 to 1965 code for a protein of 611 amino acids. Gene Ontology annotation, molecular function: protein binding; RNA binding. Gene Ontology annotation, cellular component: cytoplasm; nucleus. The transcript has 10 exons.